This is a messenger RNA of Gekko japonicus, 1407 nucleotides long. RefSeq names its product dynein, axonemal, assembly factor 3 (gene DNAAF3). Bases 1 to 1407 code for a protein of 468 amino acids. NCBI's taxonomy places the organism in Eukaryota, Metazoa, Chordata, Lepidosauria, Squamata, Gekkonidae. The record is from RefSeq and is a predicted model, not a curated record. Gene Ontology annotation, biological process: axonemal dynein complex assembly; motile cilium assembly. The transcript is spliced from 11 exons.
AUGACAGCAGCGGGGAGCGGCAACGGUUUUGGCACCACGGCUUGGUGGGGUUUUUCUCCAGCACUUGACCUACAAGCAACAUAUCUGGAUACCCCUACGGAGCACCUGCACGUGUCCCAGGAUGGUAUUCCCGAACUGAAUAUCCUGCUUGUGGGAUCAAUUGAUGGCCGUCAUAUCCUCAAGACGAUGUGUCAGGCACACCGAUGGCCACGGAGGAAAAUCAACUUUUACGUGCUGGAGAAUAAUCUGGAGGUGCUGGGCCGGCAGUUGCUAUUUCUGAGCCUGGCGCUGGAGCCUCUGGAGAAGAUGGGUCUGCAAGAGAAGAGCGAGACCUUCUUGGAGUUGAUGGGGAAUACUCUGCUCCGAAGCCAGACAGCCGCUUACUUGCAGGAGAAGGCAGGCCUUUUUGUCCGUUACGUCACCGACCCCUGUAUUCAGCAGGCUGACCUACCCGCUUUGGACUUGUCGGCCCUCAAGUUCAAGGAGCGGGACCAGUUGGAGGCAAUCUUUCGCUUCUGGAAGAACCCGGAUCCGUGGGCUUUCCAGAUGGAGCAGCUCUGGGACCUGCGGCUCCGACAGUACCUGGGUGCCCGCUAUGACGCCCGCCGUGGGGUUUGCGACUGGGAUCUCACCAUGAAGCUGCAUGAACAUGGGGCCAAAGUAAUCAAUUCCCGUGAGUUUUUCCGGUGGCGCAACACAGGCGUGGCCUUUGAGAUGCGGGAAGCCUCCUAUGAUGUCCCCAACAAGACUCUGGCGUCUGGCCGUCUCCUCAGACACAAAGGGGAGCCGAUGCCCGCACGGGGUUACUGGGGAGACAUUGCCACCGGCCCCUUCAUCACCUUUGGACUUGAGACGGAAGAGACCAGUCUUCUGAAAACCGUCAAUGGGCUUCCUAGCAAGGGCGCUCAGGAAAUCUCCUUGUACAAUGUCACCGCCCUGUUCUACGAACUGAGCCAUCGCUCCCGCUAUGACCCGCCCACAGCCUCCGACAAGGAGGGGGAGGAGGGCAGCCUGCAAGGGGAAGAGGACCAGGCCACGCUGGAUGCGGCCAACAGCCCUCCCGACACAGAAGAUAUCCGGGUCCACUUCCUGCCUCUCAACUGCCUCCCUCGGCUCCAUCAGAAGGGCAAAUACCAAAAGCUCUUCAACCUCCUAUUCUUUUCCUGCAGCAUGGUGCACCUCCUGAAACCAGAGCUGUGUCUGGUAUCCGCCCCCAAAGCCACACUCGUCAUUGAGCUGGCCAACUUCCUGCCCGACCUCCGCAAGGAGCAGGUGUCCGAGUUCUGCUCCCGAGUGACCAACCUGGCGAGGGAAACGGGAUUUGUGCCCGUCGAAGCACCCGGCCAAGAAGCGUUUUCCUUGUUCCAGCGGCAGGAUCCUCCUGAGGUGGCAGAGCCAGGCCUCUGA